Messenger RNA from Trematosphaeria pertusa, 1089 nucleotides. Its product is annotated as oligoribonuclease-like protein. Gene Ontology annotation, molecular function: nucleic acid binding; 3'-5'-RNA exonuclease activity. The coding region runs from base 65 to 631 and encodes 188 amino acids. NCBI's taxonomy places the organism in Eukaryota, Fungi, Ascomycota, Dothideomycetes, Pleosporales, Trematosphaeriaceae. The transcript is spliced from 2 exons. The record is from RefSeq and is a predicted model, not a curated record. Gene Ontology annotation, cellular component: mitochondrion.
CUUCAUCCUCACCUUCACCGUUUUCACUUCGUGUCACUUGUCAUCCCACCGUGCAUCGCCCAAGAUGAUGGAAUCGAAGGACCCUCUCGUCUGGAUCGAUUGCGAAAUGACGGGACUGGAUCCCGAGAGCGACACCAUCAUGUCCAUUGCCUGCUUCGUCACCGACUGCCACCUCAAUCUCGUCGACGAAGACGGCUUCGAGGUUAUCAUUCACCACAGCAAGGAAGCUCUUGACCGUAUGGGAGAGUGGUGCACCAAACACCACGGCGAAUCCGGGCUGACCCAGGCCUGCCUCGACUCGAAAACAACACCACAGGAGGCAGCCGAAGGCCUUCUCCAGUACAUCCAGAAGCAUGUGCCAACGCGCCGGACCGCGUUGCUGGCUGGCAACUCCGUUCAUGCGGACCAAACUUUCCUGGUGAAGCCGCCAUACAAGGCUGUCACCGACUAUCUCCAUUACCGGAUUCUGGACGUCAGUAGUCUCAAGGAGGCUGCGCGACGAUGGGCGCCAGCGGAUGUUCUGAAGAACAUGCCGAAGAAGAAGAUGUUACAUGAGGCGCGAGCCGACAUCCUCGAAAGCAUAGAGGAAGCUAGGUUCUACCGCGAGACGUUCUUCAUAGGAAGUUCUUGAUGCGACCCAUCCGUUGGCCGCCAGUCAGACAAGAUGGAUGUGGACAUGGGGGCCACCUAAGGAGAGUUAUAGUCACCCGCUCAGCUCUACUUUAUUCGAGGGCAAUUUAGCGACGCGGCAUCAAAUUCAUGCCUGAACCUCUGAUAAGCAAGGCUGAAGUGCGUAUUGAGGCUUUCAGGAGUGGUCGCAAAGACAUCCAAUGGGAGAGAAGGUGGCGUCCGAGCACCAACGCGAUUAUUGUCUCCCCUCCCACUCAUGCUCAGCCUGCAUUUAGUAGUGCGGGCUGACCGAGCAUGCUCAAGUACACCUCAAAGCCUUGCAGUGUUGGCCUGACACAUUUCCUCAGCCUUGUCUGGUUUUGAGCUUUCAGAUAUCGGCCGUCAGGAUGUGCGCAGCAUACAGCUUCGCAACCUUCGUCAUCGCUUUUUCCGCCCUCACCUACGCGAGCGGCGCGGUGC